Messenger RNA from Anneissia japonica, 923 nucleotides. RefSeq names its product glutathione S-transferase theta-1-like. The coding region runs from base 73 to 753 and encodes 226 amino acids. The transcript has 5 exons. Lineage: Eukaryota; Metazoa; Echinodermata; Crinoidea; Comatulida; Comatulidae. Gene Ontology annotation, biological process: glutathione metabolic process. Gene Ontology annotation, cellular component: cytoplasm. The record is from RefSeq and is a predicted model, not a curated record. Gene Ontology annotation, molecular function: glutathione transferase activity.
UGCACACUUGAUUAAUCAUCAACAACCCAGAGGGAGGGACUUGCGGAUGAUCAUCAAAAUACUGUUUUGGAAAUGGCUCUGAAAAUAUUUAUCGACUUCUUGUCGCAGCCGUCACGAUCUGUUGUGCUCUUUGCAAAAUUAAAUAAUAUCCCUUUCGUACUUAAGGAAACAUCAAUUGCGAAAGGUGCACACCAGACAGAUGAGUUUGCAGCAAUUAAUCCAUUUAAAAAGGUACCAGCAAUCCAAGAUGGUGAUUUUAAUCUCAGUGAAAGCGUGGCUAUACUAAGAUACCUUAUAAGCACUUACAAGACACCAGACCACUGGUACCCUGCCGACGUCAAGAAGCGUGCUAAGGUGGAUGAAUACCUGGCUUGGCAGCAUCUUAACACAAGAAUGACUUGCGCAAAAGUUUUCUGGACAGAGUACUUGAUUCCAAGGAUGACCGGGAGCCCAGUAAACACCAGUAAACUGGAGAGCAACCUGUCAGCCAUGAACCAAUCAUUUACUGACAUUGAAGAUGUCUUCCUCAAAGACCAACAGUACUUGUGUGGUGAUGACAUCACAAUUGCUGACAUCAUGGGAGUAUCAGAGGUACUUCAGGUAACUGGCUCAGGUCGCGACCCGGCAGAAAAUCAUCCUAAGCUUGGUGCAUGGGUGGAGAGAGUGCAGAAAAGAUUAAAUCCAGAAUUCGAUGAGGUGUUCAAAAUCCUUUUCAAAAUACGCGAUAAAUCAAGAGCAAGAUCCAAAUUAUAAAAUCUAACUUGGGUUUGAUGAUGAUGACAAUGAUGAUGGUGAUGAUGAGUAAAUAAUUCAGUAUGGUUUUGAACUUUAACAUAUUUCUAUUUUCAAAAAAGUAUCAAAUAUGUAUAUAAUUAUGUUGUACCUUAAGUGUGAUCAAAAUAAAAUUAAAGCGAUAAGAGGUC